UAAAGAACUCUUUAUUAUUCUUUCCGAUUUCAUUGAAAAUCAAACCACCUUAAAUAUCGUUGGAUUAUCCUGAAUCAAGAGCGGUGAUCAAUCCUAUGGAAAUUCUUUUUCCUUUUGUAGAUCAGCCAGAUAAGCGGGUUGGCAAAUGAAAAAGAAAAGAGUAGGUGAGCCUAAGCCUUGGCAAUUUGGCUUGACAGAGUAGAAACAAAGACGGUGAGAGAUUACUCAUUCCAUGUAUUUGCCAGUCAGUCGUUACUUAACAUAUGUAUAUAUGUCUCUGUCUUUGUUUCUAUACUUGUAACAAUCACCUUAAUUUCUUUCCCCUGCCUUGCAUUUUGUAUUGUGUGGUAGGAAAACAAAUUCAUACUAUGAGUCUUUUUGGUCUUGGCAGCAGGUAUUUCUUUCCUUUUCCUCUUGUGGGGCACUUGAUUCUUAAUCCAUUAGUGUUUAUCUCUCAUUCCCAUUUCCAAUCUCUCUUAUUAUAACGAUUAACUUUAAAUGUUCUCAUGUUCUGUGUAAUGGCUAGUGAUGAAUUGAUGAUCAAUGAAAUGAAUGGUUCUUUUCUGUCACCAUUGUUGAAACUAGAUAUUUUAGGAAUUGCUAAUCAUCUUUUCGUUUUUAUUUAUGUUUUAUUGUUAAAUUUGGGAUUUGAUCUUUCUUUGUUUUCUUUUUGUUGGAAUCGGCUUACGUUAACUGAAGAAACCAGAAGACAUUUCGGCCCAAGAAGAAUGCUCCUUCAGGAAGUAAGGGUGCUCAACUUCAAAGGCAUAUUGAUGCUACUUUGGGUAGUGGGAACCUUAGGGAAGCUGUGCGAUUGCCUCCUGGAGAAGAUAUCAAUGAGUGGCUCGCUGUGAAUAGUAAGACACUCCGCAAAUUCCGUGGAUUUCUUCAAUCAAGUGAAUAUUUUAUAUGGCACUCUUACUGAAUUCUGCACGGCAGCCAACUGUCCAACGAUGACAGCAGGACCAAAAUACGAGUAUAGAUGGGCUGAUGGAGUUACCAUUAAGAAGCCAAUUGAGGUGUCUGCUCCAAAAUAUGUUGAAUAUCUAAUGGACUGGAUUGAGGCUCAGCUUGAUGAUGAGUUGAUUUUCCCUCAAAAGCUGGGGGCGCCAUUUCCUCCAAAUUUCCAAGAUGUUGUCAAGACAAUCUUUAAGCGAUUAUUCCGAGUAUACGCCCACAUCUAUCACUCACAUUUUCAGAAGAUUGUGAGCUUGAAGGAAGAAGCUCAUCUAAAUACUUGCUUCAAGCAUUUUGUUCUCUUUACAUGGGAAUUUCGCUUGAUAGACAAAGGGGAGCUUGCACCUCUAUACGACCUUGUUGAAUCUAUUCUGAAGCUAUAGUGCCCUGUGGAUCUCUUAUCAAUUUUUGUCUCUAGUUUGACUGUUUUGGAUAUAAAGUUUUCUCUGUGAGAUUCUGUCAACCCAUUAGAUUUUUUGUGGAAUUAAACGCUUCCUUUCUCUCACUCUUUUGCUGGUCUGUAUAUAUAUAAUUUCAAUUUCUAAUGAUGUUUUUCCUAUUGCCUUA
This is a messenger RNA of Populus trichocarpa (black cottonwood), 1524 nucleotides long. RefSeq names its product MOB kinase activator-like 1A. Gene Ontology annotation, molecular function: protein kinase activator activity. The record is from RefSeq and is a predicted model, not a curated record. NCBI's taxonomy places the organism in Eukaryota, Viridiplantae, Streptophyta, Magnoliopsida, Malpighiales, Salicaceae. Gene Ontology annotation, biological process: signal transduction; positive regulation of protein phosphorylation. The transcript has 6 exons. Gene Ontology annotation, cellular component: cytoplasm; nucleus. Bases 954 to 1340 code for a protein of 128 amino acids.